Molecule: messenger RNA, 1026 nt
Organism: Scedosporium apiospermum
Lineage: Eukaryota; Fungi; Ascomycota; Sordariomycetes; Microascales; Microascaceae
Exons: 3
Coding region: 1-1026 (341 amino acids)
Source: RefSeq, a predicted model, not a curated record
AUGCGACUCGUUCUUACUGCCGCCGGCCUUUUCGGCUUUGCUCAAUAUGCCGACGCCCAGGCCAUGAUGCGCUUCGGGUGCUCCCAGCUCGUCGUCGAGCGCGUUGACCCCCUAGUCAACCCGGGCCAAGUCUAUACUCCCCAUGUCCACCAGAUAGUUGGAGGAAAUUCCUUCAACGUCUCUAUGGACCCGGAGGUGCAUGAUCCUGCCGCCCUCUCCACCUGCACGACUUGUACGUAUUCCGAAGACAUGUCCAACUACUGGACCGCCGUACUCUACUAUAAGGCCCGCAAUGGAACCUUUAAGCGUGUUGCCCAAGAAGCCAACAUGGGCUUGGUUCAGAAUGGCGGCAUCACCGUGUACUAUAUUCCUCCCUACGAUGGCCGCACCAAGGUUACCGCUUUCCCCAAGGGCUUCCGCAUGCUCGCCGGUGAUCCUAACCAAUCCAGCCCCGAAGGCAUGCAACCCGGAAUCUGCCACCGCUGCUUCGGCCGAAACCAGCAGCCGUUCGGUGGUGCCCCCUGUACAGGCGCCGACACUGCAACCCUCCCAGCCGGCAUGUGCCUUGGCGGAAUUCGAACCACCGUGACUUUCCCUACCUGCUGGGACGGCAAAAACAUCGACAGUCCCGAUCACAAGUCUCACAUCGCCUACCCUACUCCAGCCUUCGAGAUGAAUGGGAACUGCCCCGAGUCUCAUCCCGUGAAACUGCCUCAGGUUAUGUAUGAGAUCAUGUGGGAUACCAAGCCUUAUAAUGAUCCUGAGUUGUGGCCGGAGGAUGGGUCGCAGCCUUUCGUUUAUAGUUUUGGUGACAAACUCGGGUAUGGCCAGCACGGUGACUACGUCUUUGGCUGGAAGGACGAUUCUCUCCAGAAGGCGCUGGAUGCUAGAUGCAAUCUGGACAGGUGCUCGACUCUCAAGUACCAGACCCCCCAGGAGGCCAUGAAGUGCACUAUCCCGCAGACUGCGGCCGAGGAGGUUGAUGGUUGGCUUUCCUCGCUUCCCGGAAACUACCCCGAUAUUUGA